This is a messenger RNA of Diabrotica balteata, 998 nucleotides long. Lineage: Eukaryota; Metazoa; Arthropoda; Insecta; Coleoptera; Chrysomelidae. The record is from the annotation of a GenBank genome assembly.
GUAUCGUUAUUAUAGGUUAUAAUUUUGUAUUUUCAUUUUCAAAGUCAAGAUGAAUAAAGUUCAAAAACCAAAAUACAAACAUUUCAACAGAAAACAGACAAGGUCCAGUUUGGAUAUUAAUUUAAAAGGAUUCUUAUGUAGUUGUAAUAGCAGAGAAAAGGAGUGCAUAACUGAAGCCUACAAUUUGUUAAAUAAAUAUGCAGAUAUACUAUACCCAGUUCAACCAGAACCAGAAGAGAAGUCUGAAGACAAUACCAACAAUUCUGAACCAUCUAUAGAAGAUGAACUACAGAAGGAAAUAUCUGCACUAAAAUCAAAGAAAAAAAGGUUUCAACAGGUGGAAUCUGGUGCUAAAAAUUUUCUUUUUAUUAAAACCACCUUAGAAAAUCCUGUAGAAUUAGCACAUAAAAUUGUAUCUGCUAUCAAAAUUAAUAAUACCGCCGAGACAAGAUUUUUGUUAAGACUGAUUCCAAUUGAGGUAACAUGUAAAGCAUAUGUUAAAGAUAUUACUACUGCAUUUGAACCACUUGCCGAAAAAUAUUUUAAGGAUAGUCCCACCACAUUUGCAAUUGUUUAUAAUCAUAGAAAUAACAGUAAUGUUAAUAAAGAUGAAUUACUCAAAGCUGUAGCUGAAUUAGUCUCAACUGCUAAUCCCAGCAAUAAAGUUGAUUUAAAAAAUGCCAAUGUAUCUAUAGUGAUUGAAGUUAUUAGAAGCAUGGCAUUGAUUGGGGUAGUUCCUGAUUUUACCAAGUAUAAGAAAUACAAUUUAUUGGCAGUUGUUGACACUGAACAAGUUACAGAUCAGCAGAUGGAUGAACCCAAUGAUGAGCAAAAUUAGUAUGAAUAUUAGAAAGAAAAUGUAUAACUUAUUGUAUACAUAUAUGGAACCUGGGAUGUUCUAAUAAUUACUGUAUUUUUAAUACAAAUAUGUUAAUCACUGAUGAAUUUGAAGUAUUUUCCAUUCACUUCAUUAAUAAAACUUAUCUUUCACAAUAAAA